CACGUGUGCUGCACUUGAUAGAGUGCUAGGUUUGGGGGCUCUGAUGGGAAAUCAGACACGACAGCUGUGGUCCUCUGCUUCUAAUGUUGAGAACCUGUGGAACUGACGGGAUCGUCCACAGACAGGAUCUGACCAUCAUGCUGCCUACAUUACUAAUUCUUGUGGGGGCUUGGGCAAUAUUGCAAGCUGACUUACUUUCUGACAGAAAGGUUUUACUUCUACCACCUGUCAAUUUUACCAUUAAAGCCACCGGAUUAGCUCAAGUUCUUUUACACUGGGACCCAAAUCCUGACCAAGAGCAAAGGAAUGUUGAUCUACAGUAUCAUGUGAAAAUAAAUGUUCCACAAAAAGAUGAAUAUAAUACCAGGAAGACUGAAAGCAAAUAUGUGGCCCCCCUUCAUAAUGGCUUUGGAGCUAAUGUGAGGAGCAUCUUAUGGAGAAGCAACUCUUUCCUGGCCAGCAAUUGGGUUUCUGCUGAACUCAAAGCUUCACCAGGGUCUUCUGGAACUUCGGUUAUUAAUUUAACUUGCAUCACAAACACUGUCCUGAGCAGUCACACCCACUUAAGGCCGUACCAAGUGUCGCUUCGCUGCACCUGGCUUGUUGGCAAGAAUGCCCCUGAGGACACACAGUAUUUCCUGUACUAUAGGUUUGGUGUUUGGACUGAAGAAUGUCAAGAAUACAGCAGAGAUACACUGAACAGAAAUACUGCAUGCUGGUUUCCCAGGACAUUUAUCAACAGCAAGGGGUUUGAGCAGCUUGCAGUGCAUGUUAAUGGCUCAAGCAAGCAUGCUGCAAUCAAGCCCUUUGAUCAGUUGUUCACUCCACAUGCCAUUGAUCAAGUGAAUCCUCCAAUGAAUGUCACAGUUGGAAUUGAAGAAACUUCCCUUUAUAUCCAAUGGGAGAAACCAGUUUCUGCCUUUCCAGUCCAUUGCUUUAGUUAUGAAUUGAAAAUUUACAACACAAAGAAUGGUUACUUUCAGAUGGAAAAACUGGCCACCAACAAAUUCAUCUCAAAAAUUGAUGAGGUUUCUACAUAUUCCAUUCAAGUAAGAGCAGCUGUGAGCUCAUCUUGCAGAGUAUCUGGGAGCUGGGGCGAGUGGAGUCAACCUAUUUAUGUGGGAAAGGAGAAGAAGCCCUUGGCAGAAUGGCAUCUCAUUGUGUUUCCAGCAACCGCCUGCUUCAUCUUGUUAAUUUUCUCACUCAUCUGCAGAGUGUGUCGCAUAUGGAUCAAGUUAUUCCCACCAGUUCCAGCCCCUAAGAGCAACAUCAAAGAUCUCCUUGUGGUGACUGAUUCUGAGAAUGCUGCUUGGAAUGAAACCAAAAUUGAAGUUGUAAGUUGUGUGGAAGAAGCUGGAUUUGAAGUCAUGGAAAAUUCCGUGUUUUGAUGGCAUUGCAACAUUCUGAAUAGAAUUUAUACAGGACUCCAUUAUAAAAGCAAGGACUGAUAUUUCUUGGCAAGAAAGGACUGCAAAUGGAUAACAUUCAAUUUGGUUGCGAGGCAAUACAUCCAAACACACGAGUCUCCAAUGUCCCAUCUCUUAACAGGGGACAAACCUCAUCAAAGUCCCCUUGUUGACAGCAGGAAAAUGGGUCCAUCUGAAUACAGGCCUUGUUUUCCCACCCACAGUGCACAAAGUAUCACCCGGCCUGGUUAUACAGGCCAGUCUUUGCAACUUGCAUGACUUACCUUGAACGCUUUGCACAGGAGACAGUUUUUCAAGCUAAUGUCACACAUUUACUUUGGUUAGAGCUGCCUAUGGUAGCACUUUGAACUACAGUGACAGAAAGAAAGAGUGGAACCCAUCCAGAGUGAACAUAAAUUCAAGACUGUCUUUCCCACAGCAAGUGGGAGCCAUAAUUUCAUGGUGCUCCUUCUC
Phodopus roborovskii (desert hamster) is the source of this 1880-nucleotide messenger RNA. Its product is annotated as interleukin-5 receptor subunit alpha. Bases 84 to 1388 code for a protein of 434 amino acids. The record is from RefSeq and is a predicted model, not a curated record. Gene Ontology annotation, biological process: immunoglobulin mediated immune response; cytokine-mediated signaling pathway. Gene Ontology annotation, cellular component: external side of plasma membrane; membrane. Gene Ontology annotation, molecular function: cytokine receptor activity; protein binding. The transcript is spliced from 11 exons. Lineage: Eukaryota; Metazoa; Chordata; Mammalia; Rodentia; Cricetidae.